Lampris incognitus (smalleye Pacific opah) is the source of this 651-nucleotide messenger RNA. Its product is annotated as ras-related protein Rab-8B-like. Gene Ontology annotation, cellular component: trans-Golgi network transport vesicle; plasma membrane; endosome. The record is from RefSeq and is a predicted model, not a curated record. NCBI's taxonomy places the organism in Eukaryota, Metazoa, Chordata, Actinopteri, Lampriformes, Lampridae. Gene Ontology annotation, biological process: Golgi vesicle fusion to target membrane; cellular response to insulin stimulus; protein secretion. The transcript is spliced from 8 exons. Gene Ontology annotation, molecular function: GTP binding; GTPase activity. The coding region runs from base 4 to 627 and encodes 207 amino acids.
UUAAUGGCGAAAACGUACGAUUACCUGUUCAAACUGUUGCUCAUCGGGGACAGCGGGGUCGGGAAGACAUGUCUGUUGUUCAGGUUCAGCGAGGACGCGUUCAACACCACCUUCAUAUCAACAAUAGGCAUCGACUUCAAAAUCAGAACGAUAGAGCUGAACGGCAAGAGGGUCAAACUCCAAAUUUGGGACACGGCGGGGCAGGAGAGGUUCCGGACGAUAACCACAGCUUACUACAGAGGGGCCAUGGGUAUCAUGUUGGUCUAUGACAUCUGCAACGACAAGUCCUUUGAAAACAUACAAAACUGGAUCAGAAACAUUGAGGAGCAUGCGUCGUCUGAUGUUGAGAAGAUGAUCUUGGGUAACAAAUGUGACAUGGCUGACAGAAGACAGGUGUCCAAAGACAGAGGUGAAAAAUUGGCUAUUGAGUAUGGAGUUAAAUUCAUGGAAACCAGUGCGAAGACCAGUUUGAAUGUAGAGGAGGCCUUUUAUACCAUGGGUAGAGAUAUACUGCAUAACCUGAGCAAAAAGACAACUGACAGCAAUCAACCAGGAAUAGGGGGCCAUGUCACAAUCACAGAGAAGAAAUCGAAGAGAUUGAAAUUCUUCAAGUGUUCACUUCUCUAGGCCGACUAUCUGCAAGUGUUGCCG